ACACACUGCGAACGUUUUCGUGUGAACGCGUGAUUGUUAAAAGUUGCAUAUAUUUUUCGAGGUCGUGGCAAACGUCGGUAUUGUUGAUUUUACAAACUCAUUCGGUAUCAAACACCUCAACUUUUCGGUUCGGCGGUUAUAACCAUUCACAUAGAUACCCGCCUGUAACAAGCAACUAAAUCAUUUGUCAUUUUUCAGCCCAACAUGGACUUGGUAUCUGAUCAAAACAAAAAAUUGAAAUACCCAAAGUCCAUAUGGYUUAUCGUACUCAAUGAAUUAUGCGAACGAUUUACCUAUUACGGAAUGAGAACCGUCUUGGUACUGUACCUGACAACAAUAUUGAAGUUUAACGGUGACGAUUCGACGAUAAUAUAUCACAGUUUUGUAUUUCUGGCGUACUUCAUGCCGCUGCCUGGUGCUAUCCUUGCUGACUCUUAUUGGGGAAAAUUCAAAACGAUUAUGUAUUUGUCAGCGAUUUAUGCRUUGGGAAACACUGUGCUCACCGGUGCUUCGAUGGCAGAUAUGUUUAGCCUCCACGUUCAAAAAAUCAUUUCUUUACUCGGAUUAUUUUUAAUAUCCGUCGGCACUGGGGGCAUAAAACCGUGCGUUUUCGCGUUCGGUGGCGAUCAGUUCCGUUUGCCUGAACAAGAAAAACAGCUGCUACACUACACUACCAAGUUCAUGUUCGCAAUCAACGUUGGCGCAUUAUUUUCGACGUUUCUGACGCCCGAAUUGAGGCAGAGCGUACACUGUCUUGGCAGAGACACGUGUUUUCCGUUGGCUUUCGGUGUGCCGGCCGUGCUCAUGUUGACUACCAUCGUGUUAUUCGUAUCUGGGAAAAAAAUGUACGUGAUAAAGAAACCGGAACACAACGUCAUCGGCAGGACAUUCGGUUGCAUUUUCUACGCGCUGCGCGCGAAGAUGACGUCACGGGCUCCGAGCCAAACACACUGGCUGGAAAACGCUAAGGGAGUGUACACCGAAACGGAAAUAUCGGAUACGAAGACAGCCCUGGACGUGAUCCGCGUGUUUGUGGCUUAUCCGGUGUUUUGGUCGCUAUACGAACAACAGGGUUCCCGAUGGACGUUACAAGCCAUGCUGAUGAAUGGCCGCGUGGAAUUUUUAGACUGGACAAUCAAACCAGAUCAAAUGCAGACACUUGUACCAUUGUUCGGACUGACGUUUCUCGUUCUCUUCGACGUUGCUUUAUAUCCGUUACUCGCUAAGGUUGGCAUCCGGAAACCUUUACAAAAGCUCACGUUGGGCGGUGUCUUGGCCGUCAUAGCAUUUACAAUCGCAGCCCUACUGCAGUUUAAAAUUUUUGGUGACAACACUGAGAUACCGUCUGGACAAGGUCGCCUAAACAUUUACAAUGGAUUCGAUUGUAAAGUAUUCGUACGCUCGAGGACGUUAGACGUACAAGAUCACAUCGGUCCUCUGGAAAUGAUCAACGUUACUCAUACAGUCGUGUCGCGGGAUGACAUCUUCAUCACAUUAGAAUUUGAACCCGAGUGCUCAUUUGUACCAGAUAACUACGAGUUCGAUACCACCGUGACGAUAAUCGAAGGAGAGGUGAAUUCUUAUCACUUGGUCAAUUCAAAUCCGAAUACAAUCACAUUAAACAACGUUGGCAUUAGUGACAGUUUGGUUAAAGAAAAAUUUGGAAAUCCUAACUUGAGAAUUUUUAUCGAUUACACAUUUGAUUUCGACGAUAAUAUCACUUUGACUAGUGCAGAUCAAAACUCGUUUACCUCGUACUCUCUCUCUCAAUUUCGAGGGAUGAACUUUAAUGCUGUUAACGUGGGGAAGUAUAAUUUAGUGUACAAUGGAAAAGUAUUGGACAUUCCACCUGUGGACAUUAUACCAGCAACGUUUUAUACACUCACUUUGCAACGAAAUGGCGAUAAAAUGGAUGUGCGAUUAUUUACCGAGAAUGAAGGAAACUAUAUUCACAUUCUGUGGCAGCUACCACAAUAUUUGUGUAUGAUUAUUGCAGAUGUCAUAUUUGUGGUCACKACAUUAGAAUUUUCGUUCACAGAGGCCCCGAUAAACAUAAAGUCAUUCAUAUCUGCUGUAAGUUUACUGACAACGGCAUUGGGAAAUUUGUUGGUCGUAAUCAUAUCGACAAUAUCGAUUAAGAAUCAGGCACACGAAUAUCUUCUCUACUCCGGUAUCAUGCUUGCUGAUACGCUGUUAUUGGCCUAUUUCAGUAUUGUUUAUCGGAGUAAGAAUACCAACGAAACUACGGCAAUGUCACAUACCGAAUACAAAAAGGAAGAAAUUACUGUUUUCGACUGAGCUAUUGUAUUAAAUUCCGCUUACUUUACGCCCAAACUCGAAAAAUUUAUAUUCCAUGUUGGACUACAUUGUUUUAAAACGUAUUGUAAUAUUAAUAAAUUACGCGUUCUGAAACCUAUUAUUGAUUUACAAAUUAUUAUAGAAUCAAAAAAUAUAAUUACAUUAUAUUAUUAUGUAUGUAUAUGGUCAUAUGGAUACGUUACAGAUUUGGAACUCAAAAUUCGUCAAAACUGAUUUUAACUAUAGGUAGUUAAAACUUGAAUUAACCACAACUCUCAAAGUUUAAACUAGUUAAAGCUUUUUUUAUUUAGACAUUUUAACUUGGAGUUAAUUGUAGUUUUAACCACUUUAAAUCAAUCUCGACGGAWUUUGGGUUUUAACUGUAACAUAUA
Diuraphis noxia (Russian wheat aphid) is the source of this 2690-nucleotide messenger RNA. RefSeq names its product peptide transporter family 1-like. Gene Ontology annotation, cellular component: membrane. Gene Ontology annotation, molecular function: transmembrane transporter activity. NCBI's taxonomy places the organism in Eukaryota, Metazoa, Arthropoda, Insecta, Hemiptera, Aphididae. The record is from RefSeq and is a predicted model, not a curated record. Gene Ontology annotation, biological process: transmembrane transport; oligopeptide transport.